Messenger RNA from Desarmillaria tabescens, 769 nucleotides. RefSeq lists its product as uncharacterized. The record is from RefSeq and is a predicted model, not a curated record. The transcript is spliced from 4 exons. The coding region runs from base 100 to 768 and encodes 222 amino acids. Lineage: Eukaryota; Fungi; Basidiomycota; Agaricomycetes; Agaricales; Physalacriaceae.
AUUAUCCUCCACAGCUAUCUGGACCAUUAAAAUGUGCCGAUAUGAACUCCAACUGCCAUCCCAUUCUCACAUCUCUCUCUCGACAACAGCGCUCCUCCAAUGUCUUCAGCCUUCCUACCGUCUCGAGGACAGUGCACCCAGGUCGCUGACAACAUCCAACACUGUCAGUGUCCAUGGUUCACGUCGACCCUGGUGGAUCAGUCCGUCUGCAUUAGUUGUGGGCACGGUAUUCACGUGCAUGUCGACUACGUUUCGAUGGUUGUCCAUCAUCAUCCCCCAACUCAAUGUGUUGCCUAUGUACAAAAGACACCUCUAGCACAACGUUGCACCUGUGAAGCUCAGCUUUUCGACCACGUCGCUGCGAACAACUCGUACCGUUCUGUAGAGCCAUGGAACAUUUUGAAUUAUUUCCAGGACAGCGAUAUCCCUUAUUCCAACUUGACCCUCCAUUCCCACGACCCCAAUGGUUCAUUCGCUCCGAACACUGUCACGUCAAUGUCUACUUUAUCCCCUGGUUUCCUCUAUGCAUUCAGCUCUCCCGGCAAUGUGGAGAACAUUCUCUUUACUUCCACCUACAUUUCCUCUCCUUCAUCCAGCAUCCAACCUGAUAUCGCUGAGGCCCAAGCAUAUAACCCAUAUGGUUAUUUCACUCAACAUCCGGAUUCUUUCACGAACAACUCCUAUGCUGGUCAGCCAGGCGGAGACGCGACAAGUUUCGAAUACCAGGAUUAUUCGAAUCUAGUUUACCAUCUGACAUCUGAUGCCUAGG